Messenger RNA from Malurus melanocephalus (red-backed fairy wren), 365 nucleotides. RefSeq names its product serine/threonine-protein phosphatase 6 regulatory ankyrin repeat subunit C-like. Bases 50 to 364 code for a protein of 104 amino acids. NCBI's taxonomy places the organism in Eukaryota, Metazoa, Chordata, Aves, Passeriformes, Maluridae. The record is from RefSeq and is a predicted model, not a curated record. The transcript has 2 exons. Gene Ontology annotation, molecular function: protein binding.
AGGUCACCUGGAGGUGCUGAAGCUGCUGGUGGCGCGCGGCGCUGACGUGAUGUGCAAGGACAAGCGCGGGUACACGCUGCUGCACACGGCGGCCGCCAGCGGCCAGAUCGACGUGGUGCGACACCUGCUGCGCCUGGGCGUGGAGAUCGACGAGCCCAACUCUUUUGGGAACACGGCCCUGCACAUCGCCUGCUACAUGGGGCAGGACGCGGUGGCCAACGAGCUGGUGAACGUGGGCGCCAACGUCAACCAACCCAACGAGCGCGGCUUCACCCCGCUGCACUUCGCCGCCGUCUCCACCAACGGCGCGCUCUGCCUCGAGAUCCUGGUCAACAACGGCGCCGACGUCAACUUCCAGGCAUGAG